UGUUUUUUUAGGCGGAGAAAAGGGCACAUCACAAUGCCUUAGAGCGGAAGAGAAGAGACCACAUCAAAGAUAGUUUCAGUAUGCUAAGAGAUUCAGUACCUAACCUACAGGGUGAAAAGGCAUCCAGAGCGCAGAUUCUUAAUAAAGCAACAGAUUACAUUGAAUUCAUGAGGAGGAAAAAUAACUCGCAUCAAACCGAUAUCGAUGACUUGAAAAAGCAAAACCAAACGUUAGAACAACAAAUUCGUCUCCUGGAGAGGUCAUCAACAGGGGAAGUAGCUAAAACCAAUGGCAUCAUUCUUAACCAAAAAUUAUCUCACUACGAUGCCGGUUCCGACUCCGACACCGACAAUCAUCCCAAAUCAGGUCACAAGUCCCGCAAACGCUUAAAAAAUGACAGCUCAGGGAGUUCGAAAUCUAGCAAAAAGAAGCACGAUUCAAGGUGAUCGUAUUUAGUCCUCGAUUUUUAUUCACAUAAAUUUAUACACUUGUUGUUUUUUAAAGAUUUUUUUUUUUAAAGGAGCAAUCAUUUUAUUGUAUUGUUCAUAUUCCUAGAACCUUGUGGAUUUCCCAUGUGUUGUCUGUCUUAUUUUGUGAAUGACAAUGAUAUCAAAGCAGGAAUGUGGAGAGGUGUUGAGUAAACUUUUCAAAAGCUGAACUAGAUGGGCCGGUAUACAAGAAGUGUCUGUACAAGAUGUGGAAAUGAAGCCCUAAUAUUGAAUCCACCAAGAAAUUACUUAGUCUCUUUAAUUAAGUCAGAACUCACAGGUCUGUAUAUCGCACUUUGGUUUAAUCAAACAUUGAGAUAUAGUUAAUAACUUUCAACUAUGGAUAGUCAGAUGUGAAAUGACUCUAAGGGGAGAUGUUUGCAUUAUCAGUAAAAAUCAUCUGGAAAUAAGAGAUACACAUGUAUUUUCUUCCACAAAUUAUUAAUCCAGGGUCCCGUAACAAAAAGGUUAGCAAUUGAUUGUACGCUUGAUUUUUAUGAUUGAUUGUACAUAAUUAUAGUCAAUGCAAUCAAUCGUAGCAAAAUUUUCUACGAUCAUUGCUAAGCUUUGUGUUACGGGGCACUGGUGGGUGUUUCAUAAAACUGUUCGUAAAAUUUACGAACGACUAUUAUGCUUGACUGGAACAUGUUCUUAGGUCAUAACUCAAUUACAUAGGGAUAUCACAUAGCACAAGAAAGGAUCACCAGUCAUGCGUAAUGUCAUUCGUAUCUUACGAACAGCUUUAUGAAACAACCACCGGGUGGGUGGUUCAUGAAGCAGUUUUGAUGAACUUUAUUAAUGACUGGUGAAUGUUUCUUCUGAGCUAUUAAAAUCAACAUCAAUUAAAAUCUGGUGUUUAACAUUUACCACAAGAAAGGGUCACCAGUCACACAUCAAAUGUCUUGUAACUUAUGAUCAGUUUUAUGAAAAGGCUUCCAGACUUGUGAUUGACAGAAAACAAAAUACAGUAUGAAUGAACGUUUAACACCAUUGGCAUUCCAUAGUUAAACUACAGAUCUAUAGUCUAUACCACGGUUCAAGUUAAUCUGAAGUUCAGAAAACAGGUCGGGGGAAGCAAGUUGAGUCCAUUGGUCUAAAUGAUUGCUUUGAGGGGGUACUAAGAGAUAUUUCAUAUAUAGGUUGAAAAUCAGGUAUGGUUUAGAAUAUGAUUACCCAUUUUGAAGUAUCGGCUGUCUUGAGGUGUUGAUUAUCUUGGUUAAUAGUUGCAUGUAUGUGGUUUAAGAAUGAAGGAAUUAACGUAAAGGUAAAGAGCACGUUAAGUGAUCUGUGAUUGAUAUACAAAAUGGAUAGAGAGAUAGGAAGAGAUUGUAUUCAGAGGAUGUAUUGUUCCACUCCAAAGACCUCUUAGGAUACAGUGUGUUAAACAGUGCACAUGACUGCCAUGGUUUCGUAAAGUCUUGUUCAGAUAUGGUAUGAGAAAGACUAGCAAAAUUUCAGUCAAUGGGAUAUGUAAGAUGAACAGAACUGAAACAGAUAGGAGAGACUUUUUUGUUGCCUUGCUUACAUAGAAAUGUAGAAUUUUCUGAUUCAAAUUUUAAUCGCAUUUGCGCAGACAGAAUCAUGAUUUCUUAUACACCUGACAUUAGAUGUCACAAGAUAUCUGCGCAUCUUUUGAAAACUUUAAAUAGUUGAAGCAUGUAAUGCACAUUGGGCAAUUUGUCUCACCAUGUGUGAACACCAUACACAAAUGUUGCCGAGCUGGGUCUUACUAUAUCUGAACGAGGCAUAUUGUUUAGUCCCAUGACAUUUGCUCCGGUGACAAUUGCUCUGGCUACAAUUGCUCUGCUCAAAAUUCCCACACUAAUCGAAUAACCAACUUAAACCCUGGAUUUCACACUAUACCUUACCCUAAACCUAACCCUACAUCUUAGAAGAAAUUAAGCCUGGAGCAAUUGUCGCAGGAGCAAAUGUUGUGUUACCAUUGUUUUAACCAAUUUACUGACCAUUGACUUCUAAUUCUAUAUUAUAUAAAGCUGGGUAAUAUGAGGGGCAUUUCAUUACGUAUGUUGUCAGUGAUUUUCACUGACAAAUUUGCUCUCAGCUAAUCGGAUGCAAGGGUUUUAAUAGCUCAUAAACAGUUUUUAGUGAAAAUGAUUGACAAAAAAGCAUCUCGAAAGGCUCCCAAUAUUACAUACUUGCUGAGUUAAUGGCAUUUAGACACAGGGAUAUUCCAAUGCUAUUCACUCAGCUACUUGUAUGUGAUGUAACAAAGGAUACUGUAGGUAUAAUGUGUACAAAAUGAGAUGUUGGCAAUAAAAGACUGCUGCAUAUUUGAAUGAGGAACAAUAUAAGGGACCUUUCUCUUAAUGUAAUCCUAUUGAACUUGUUUGUUCUGCAAAAUUUAAAGAAAAAUGUAAAGCAGAUUCUAUGCUAUAUUUUCAGAAGCCAGAAAUAUUGCUACAAGGUCGUCAUUUGCAGUAGGCUAUGGAGAGCUUGGAUAGAACCCACUCUAAAUAGCAUAUCAUUCUGAAUGGCAAUGGUAUACAUUUCACAUUCUGAUCAUCAAACUACAGGCCCCUUUUCCUACAAUUUUUUUUUUUUAAAAUAAUCACAACUGCUCAGUUUAGAUGAUACAUUUGAGCAUAAACAAUGAAAUAGCAUUAUUUCAAUAGGUAUUAAUGAUAUGUAACAUUAAUCAUGUGUCAUUGAUAAAAUUAUGAGAAUGGGCCUGUUGUUUAUGACAUGUGAAAGGAUUUAUUCAUAUCUUGGGCCGGUAACACAAAGGUUAGCGAUUGAUCGUAUGAUUGUACAUUGUGGUCAUUGCAAUCAAUCAUAAAGAUACUCUUCCACAAUGAUUGCUAAGCUUUGUGUUAUGGGCCCCCGGUUUACUUCUCACAUUUAGUUGCAUUACAUAUAUGAAAAAGAUCUAUACUGAAUGGAACAUGAAGGUAUUAUUCCCAUUUUUUUUAAACACUGGAUUGUCAAAAGUUUUGUGGAAUCAUAUUGAUUAGAUGACUAUAAGUAGAAUUAUUUGAUUAGUAUCAUAUUUUGUAUGAUAUUUAGAUAAAAUAGUUUUGAAUUGAUGGAGAUGAGAUUUAUUAAGAGUAUUUAUUAAAAGUGGAAGGAGAUCUGGUGUCUGAUAUUAAAAAUGAUUUGAAUAAAACUGAUACCCCCUAUAAAAUAAAUUUGAUGGAAUUGGGAAGAGUAGAUAGGGAUGAAGUUCAAGUUUUUUUUUUGGUGUACACAUACAAAGAUCUUACAAGGAUUUGAUUUGAAUAGGUAAGAAUAUGAGAAACGAGUGUAUUUAAGAUUUGUUUUUUCUUCUCCCUCCUCUAUCCUUGAAAUUACUAAGCUUGCCUAGGACAUUGGAUAUGUUUGGUGUAAUGUCUCCUGAAAACAAAGAAUGUUAUCUAUUUUUGUAUGUAUUUAUUUGCUAUGCAUUUCACAAUAUUUCAUUUAUUGCUUUCUUCACACAUUCAUUGGAAUAAUUCACAAAAUAAAUAUUUUGGUUGUCGAACUUGAUAGUGAUAUUUAAAGAUCGGCAAUUCCAACAUAUUUUCAUAGACUUUUGUCAAUUGUAAAUGUGAAAAAAAGAUUUGAAUAAGUGGUCUUUUCUGUAUGGAAUAAUCAGAUUGGAAAAGAGGUUUGCAAGCUAAUAUUUUAUUCUUUUGUUGAAACUAGUAACAAAACAAGAUUUUGAUAAUGUUAAAAAUGAAAUCAACCAGUGUACAGUUAACCAUUAACUUUGUCCUUCAAUAAUACUCAAAUAGUACAAUUGUGAAAAUGAUCAACCCUGUAUUUGGUUAAUUGGUGAUCUUUUUAGGGGGUUCAAUAUGUUGUUAACCAGUAAUACAUAUUUCAAAUUGUCUAUUGGAGCCAAGUUAUGGAGGUGAUGUAAUUUACUAUCAGUCGCACACCAAAUGACUUUCGGGAAAAUAAUGGACAUUUUUGUUAUUGAGUAUUAUGGUACGUGUAUGUUGGCAAACUUGUAUCUUAUGUGGAUGAGUUGAUGCAGAGAUUCUCUUUGUUACAAAUCAAAAUAGUUUUUUUUAAUGUAAAAACCUCUAUAAAUUACUUGUUAUUCCAAGUAAGUAUUAAAGGAAGUUUGACGUAAUGAAACUUUCAGAAAGAAGAUUUUUUUUUUGUUCUGUUUUGUUUAUGCAUUGAUGCUCUUGGAAUAGAUUAUUUAUGAAGAUGAUCAUAUUGAUUUCCUCAGUCUCAAUAUGUAUUUUAUGUGGCAUUUUACGUUCUUAAAUGAAUUUUUAUCAUUAAUUUUGCUUAUCAAAUUGACAUUGUGAAUCAACAUAUCAGCAUUUAAAUAUAAUUUGAAAAUUUCAGGGAAUAAGUGUUUAACUUGUGACUGCUGGUAUAAAAGGAAGAAUAUAUGCAUCAGUACACCAAUACAUUUUGAUUUUGUUCAAGGAUAAAUGCAUAGGACUUUCUUAUGUAAGAAAUUGUGUCUGGUUGGGAUGAGAUGUUUUUGUUGAAUUUUGUUUGUCUUUGUUAUGUUUUCCUACAUUGUACCAGAGUAUUUAAGAUGGUAUCGAUAAACCCUACAAACUGUAUUGAAGAAAGGGAUUUAACAAGGAGAAUAAUUAAUGAGCACUUCGAAGAAUGGAUGAUUAUAUUUAUGACGGCGAUGUGUAUUGGCCAAGGCGAAAUGAAUAGUUGGACAAAAAUGUUUUGUUUUAUUGUGUACAUAGAGACAAAGAAAGAGAAUUCAUUAUUUUUAUCUUCCAAUUUUACAAUAUUCACUGUAGAUACUCAGAAGACUGGGACGCAGUACUCAGAAAACUAAUACUUUUUUGUAUAACUAAAUGAAAUGUACAACAAAUCUGUGUACAAAAUAAAAGCAAGAUUUGUUCCAAAUACCAAUUAAGCAAGUGUCGUUCCAACAAAUUUGGGCCUAAUUCUUAUGAUAAUUGAAACUUGGUUUUAAACCAAAGUUUGGAUGAUUUCAAUCCCCCUAAUUUCCUCAGUGAUUACAUACAACAUCCAAGAUAAAAAGCAUUGAUUGCUUGAUUAUAAAAAAGAAUGAAUUUUGGAUGGUUACUGCCUGGUCGUGGUUACCUUAAAGUAUUGAGUAAAAGCCACUCAUACAAUCAUUGGUACAGUUGAUGUACACAUUAUUUAAUUCUACCAAAAUCAAUAUGUAAUAGUCACCUAGUACACAUUUUCUACUAGAACUGUACACCAAAGUGCACACAAUGAUGUUACUGGGUCAUGUCCUUAAAAGGGAAGUUCACCCUUAAGAAAAGUUUGUUGUAAAAAUAGCAGAAAAUGUUCAAUUUUCCAAGGAAAUUUCAUUGAUUUUUUUUACCAUUCGCUAUGUAGGAAUGCUGCUCGCAUGUGUCGUCACAAAUCAAAUAAUUAAAAUUCUAAUAACUUUUUAAUUCUUUGGAUUUUUCUCACACCUUACGCAAUAUUUUUUAUUAUUUUUUUCUGCUAUUUUAACAAGAAACUUUUUGUCAAGGUGAAUUUCCCCUUUAAUAAUAGUAGUUGAAACUGAGACACCUUUUCCCAUUGCUUAGCAAUAUUUUAUUUGUCACAUUAAAAAGUUAAAUGAAGUUUGUGUGAAAGUUUUGCAUAACUAUUGAGUAUGGGGAGCAAAAGUUUCCAAGUUUCUAUUUCCAAAUUUCAAAUGAGUAAUUUUUGAGUUAGAACUAGAAGUCAUGCUAAACUCUACACAAAACUCAACUGCCGCCAUUUUGUUUUUGUUUAGUCAUGCAAGUGACAAAUCUUAUUCAGUUUUAGUAUGGUUAUAUUAUAAGCUUGUACAGGUGUGUACUGUUUGAGUUUCAUAAGAAGAUUUGUACAGGUUUGAGAUGAUAUGAUUUUAUUUGCUUUAUCAGCUCAAUGCUUUAUACAUUAUAUUGCGCAGGUAUAUUUGGUGGUAUCAGAAAUGUUAGGUCAAUUUCAUACAGAUGAAAAUUAGAGAGAAAGAAGUCUUGGUGCAUUAAGACAAUGUUAUUGUCAUAUUCAUUUUAUAUCAACCUGAUAUACAAGUGGAAGCUUACAUCUUGUUUGUAAUUGACCAGUUUAAAAUGUUGAAUUGAGUAAGCCAAGGUGCAAUGGAUGAAAAUUGUUGUUACACAAGUCAAAACAUGUACUACGUCCAAUUUUUCAGGGAUUCGCUGCUUAAGUAAUUAUUUUGGUUGUGUUUGGAACUUAAUUGCUUUGUUGGAAACACUUAAAAGAGUAUCUUGUGGCCCAUUUGCUCAAAUCGAUUGAGCUAGGUAGGUAAAUGAUAAGGACCUUAUAAAAAGAUUUCUUUUAACUUGUGCAGCGAUUCAGUACUGUAAGAAGUACAGGAUUCGAUUAUGUUGAGGAAAUGGCGUUAACGAGUAAUGUACAUUUAUAUGUAAUAGGAUAAUGGCUGUAAUGUUGUUCAAUAACAUUUAGGUGAAUUCCUUGUGUCUUUGCUAGCAAUGAAUGUCGAUUUGUGAAAAAGUUGUGAUUUUUAUUAUAUCAGAAUGUUUUUUUUUUGGUUUUGUUUCUUAUUCUCACCGGAAUGUGAAGAACUUUGUAUAUAGGAGAAAGAGCUAGCACUGGUUUAUGUACUGGGAGCUAUAAUGCUUUGAUAUAUUAUGCACACUCUUAAUGGAAAGAGCUGUAGAAAGAGAGGGGUGAUGAUGGACAGGUAGUUGUGUUCAUAGAUAUGUUUAUGUGUACAUGGAAGGAGAAAGAAGAUAUUUGAUACAGAAAUAAAAAGCUUUUUUGGUGUAGAAAUUAUAA
This is a messenger RNA of Lytechinus pictus (painted urchin), 7184 nucleotides long. RefSeq names its product protein max-like. The record is from RefSeq and is a predicted model, not a curated record. The transcript has 3 exons. Gene Ontology annotation, biological process: positive regulation of transcription by RNA polymerase II. Bases 81 to 446 code for a protein of 121 amino acids. Lineage: Eukaryota; Metazoa; Echinodermata; Echinoidea; Temnopleuroida; Toxopneustidae. Gene Ontology annotation, molecular function: protein dimerization activity; DNA-binding transcription factor activity. Gene Ontology annotation, cellular component: RNA polymerase II transcription regulator complex.